Messenger RNA from Clupea harengus (Atlantic herring), 1006 nucleotides. Its product is annotated as inositol monophosphatase 1-like. NCBI's taxonomy places the organism in Eukaryota, Metazoa, Chordata, Actinopteri, Clupeiformes, Clupeidae. Gene Ontology annotation, biological process: inositol metabolic process; signal transduction; phosphatidylinositol phosphate biosynthetic process. The record is from RefSeq and is a predicted model, not a curated record. Gene Ontology annotation, molecular function: inositol monophosphate 1-phosphatase activity.
GGAUAUUAUGGAAUGCAGUGUGCGCAUGUGUGAGUUACUAUGCUAAGCUAACACAACAGCUAACUAGCAAACCUAUCCUCGUAGAUAUUUCUCAGGGCAUAGAGUAGGCCUAAAAUCAUCAUGGAUGAUCCAUGGAUGGAGUGUAUGGACCACUGCAUUGCUGUGACAAAAGAGGCUGGCAAGAUGAUCCGUGAGGCAUUGCAAAAGGACAUCUCCAUCAUGCAGAAGAGUUCUCCUGUCGACCUAGUCACGGAGACAGACCAGAAGGUGGAGGCCCUGAUCAUAUCUUCCAUUAAAAAGAAAUACCCAACCCACAGCUUCAUAGGAGAGGAGUCUGUAGCUGCAGGGGCUCCCAGUAUUCUAACAGACAGUCCUACUUGGAUCAUUGACCCCAUCGAUGGCACAACCAACUUUGUUCACAGGUUUCCUUUCGUCUCUGUGUCAAUUGGUUUCACAGUGAACAAAGAGAUAGAGUUCGGGGUGGUCUACAGUUGUAUUGAGGAGAAGAUGUACACAGCUCGCAAAGGGAAAGGAGCAUUUUGCAAUGGUGUCCCCAUCAAAGUGUCUGGCCAAGAAGAUAUCACCAAGUCCAUGGUACUGACAGAGAUGGGCUUCAAAUCAGAUCUACAACACUUUAGAACCAUGAUGGCCAACAUGGAGUCCAUCCUCACAAUCCCUGUGCAUGGGAUCCGGGCCCCAGGAAGUGCUGCUGUGAACAUGUGUUUGGUGGCCUGCGGAGCGGCGGACGCGUACUACCACAUAGGCAUCCACUGCUGGGACAUGGCAGGGGGAGCAGCCAUCAUCAGAGAGGCAGGGGGAGUCAUCAUGGAUAUCACAGGAGGACCAUUUGACCUGAUGUCACGGAGGUUGGUCACAGCCAGCAGUAAGGCCAUAGCAGAGCACAUUGCUCAGAAAAUACAGCCAUUCCCAUGUGGGAGAGAUGACACGGAAGACUAGUACACCCACCUCCAACCACACACACACACACACACACACACACACGCAC